Molecule: messenger RNA, 1782 nt
Organism: Cryptomeria japonica (Japanese cedar)
Lineage: Eukaryota; Viridiplantae; Streptophyta; Pinopsida; Cupressales; Cupressaceae
Product: cysteine-rich receptor-like protein kinase 43
Exons: 7
Coding region: 1-1782 (593 amino acids)
Biological process (GO): protein phosphorylation
Molecular function (GO): protein kinase activity; ATP binding
Source: RefSeq, a predicted model, not a curated record
AUGAAGUCCAAUUCUUUCGCUUUUAUUCCUUGCAGAGGAUCGGCUAUUUUUCCAGUCCUCCUCCUCCUGCUGUUUCUAAUGAAUUUAUUUUCAGUCAAUUCUACCUAUGUAUAUCAUAAAUGCGAUAAUUCCUCAACUUUCACGGAUGGCAACACUUAUUCCACAAAUUUGAAUCUGGUUAUCAACGAUCUGUUUCUUAAUGCACCUGAAAAUUCAGGGUAUAACACUUCUUCCCGUGGCCAAUCUCCCAAUGAGGUCUAUCGUCUGCUGCAGUGUACUGGAAAAAUAUCCGCAGUGAGAUGCUCAAACUGUCUGGUGGAAGCGAAUAGCACUAUUCGAAACCGUUGCGCCAACGACAUAGCACUAGAUGCUCAUGGAGUUCUGUUGGUGAACGAGAAUAGAAUAAUUGGGGAGGCUUUCAGGAACACAACCACUGGGCUUCUGUCGAAUCUGUCUGACAAAGCUUACAUCCCUGCAAAUAAGGGAUUCGCUGCUGGAACAGCCAAAUAUAAUGCUACAACAAUGUUAUACGGUUUAGCUCAGUGUUGGAGAGAUAUAUCAAUAGAAGAUUGUAAAUCAUGCCUGUUUAAAGCAAGAACAGUUAUCAGUAAUUUUUCAAACGAAGGGAUUCAGGUUCAGUUGGGAAGUUGCAAGGCAAGACUUGAGACAUACCCCUUUUUGGAUUCUGCUGAGUCGCCCUCUCCCUCCCCUGAGGGAUCCAAUCCAACUGCAUCAACACCUCCACCGUCUCCGACGGUAACCCCCUCGCUUAAUACCUCCAAUGGAACUUCUGCGACGACAUCAAAAAAGAGGCAUGGAAUUUCCCCUGAAUCUGACUUACUUAUGCAAGACAAACCAUUUCUCUUCGGCCUAGAAAUGCUAGCAGAAGCCACAGAGAAUUUUCAUGAAAAAAAUAAGCUUGGAGAGGGAGGUUUCGGUGUGGUAUACAAGGGAAAAACUAGAGAUGGAAAUGAGAUAGCAGUAAAAAAGCUUUCAGUCAAAUCUACACAAGGAAAGAAAGAAUUUAUGAAUGAAGUGAAAUUAGUGGCUAAUGUUCAACAUCGAAACCUUGCAAAGUUGCUAGGAUGUUGUGCCGAGGGAGGUGAAAGGAUGCUUGUUUAUCAAUAUUUUCCUAACAAGAGCUUGGACACGUUUCUGUUUGAUUCAGAGAAGGGUAGAGAACUAUAUUGGCUAAAACGUCAUAACAUUAUCACUGGAAUUGCACGUGGGCUUCUCUACCUUCACCAGGAUUCACAGCUGCGAAUUGUUCAUAGAGAUAUUAAAGUACAUAAUAUUUUACUCGACGAAAAACUCAACCCAAAGAUAGCUGACUUUGGUUUGGCCAAACUUUUUCCUGAAGACGAGACACAUAUUCAUACAAGAGUUGCAGGCACAUACGGUUACAUACCUCCAGAGUAUGCAGCGCGAGGGCAUUUGUCAGUUAAAGUGGACGUUUACAGUUUUGGAGUGGUGUUGCUUAAGAUCAUCAGUGGAAGGAAACACAAUGAUACUGAUCUUCCAGAUCAUAUGCAAAACCUGUUGGAAUGGGUAUGGAAACUAUUCAAUGGAGGAAAUGCGCUGGCUAUGAUAGAUUCAAAGGCAUCAAAAGUCAAUCAGGAGCAGGCCUUAAGAUGCAUUCAUCUUUGGCUUUUGUGUGUACAGGAUGAUGCAACACUUCGUCCAGCUAUGUCUGAUGUUGUUGUGAUGCUCUCUAGCAACUCAGUGACAUUGCCAGAUCCUUCAAAGCCUGCUUUUGUAACUAAUAGAGAAAGCUAUGCUUGA